Molecule: messenger RNA, 1093 nt
Organism: Phragmites australis (common reed)
Lineage: Eukaryota; Viridiplantae; Streptophyta; Magnoliopsida; Poales; Poaceae
Exons: 2
Coding region: 271-858 (195 amino acids)
Source: RefSeq, a predicted model, not a curated record
UUGAGACAGAAAACAGAUCGAGUAGAUUCAUAAAGAGAGUAGAGAGAGGAAAAAAGAAACGCACAGAAACACACUGAAGCUUCCACCAAAGUGACCUGCUUCGGAACCGAAACCUCCUCCGCCUCGAUAAUUAGUCCAUUUGGGAUCGGAGGGAGUAACUCUAGGCUCCAGCUCCCUCUCGGCAGCAGCAGUAGUGCAGCACCAUUUUCCCACGCCCUUCCCAUCCCCAUUCCCCCACACCCGGAAGAUUCCCACCCCAAGCCAAACCCCAUGGCGACGCGCGCAGCUCCGGUCAUCGCCUGCUUCGCCGUGUUCGUGUCGAUCGUCGCCGUCCAAGUUCCAUCCUUCCUCGACCAGUCGGCUACCACCGCGACAACCGCUGAAGCUUGCCCCCUCGACGGCGCUGUACUCCAAGUCAUGCUGCCGUUGGCCGCGAUGGAUGCCCUGUUCACCGCCGUGGCGUUCAUCUACGGCCACCACCUGCACCACGCCGCUGACGCCGGCAACAGGCGCCUCACGGGGGUCUUCACCUUCAUCGCAUGCGCGUCUGUAGGCCUCCUCCAGUUCUUCUUGUUCGUCCAGCAGCCUUCACGCGGCGUGGACGGCGGCGCCCAAGCUCACGCGCUCCGUGUGGCUGCUGUCCAUGCGUUGCCUGCUGCGGCUGCUGUGACGACGUUCUUCCUGGGCGUGACGCUCAUCUACGUGCACGUCGGCAACGGCGGCGGAGGUGCUGGCAGUGGCGCGGUCGCCGGCAACGGACCGGUCCCGGAGCUCGCCGUGUGGGUCCUCACCAAGACAACACUCGGAGCUGCACUCAUCUGCCUGAUGGCCAUCGUCCUUGCCCUCUAUAUCAAGUAGCAAUUGGGGACUAAGCACGUUGCUUCAAUAUAUACCAUCUUGAUCGCACGCGGGGAUCGGAGAUAAGACUUGAUGCAGAUUUAGCCUUUAAACCUAGCUACAACAAGAGCAUGAUUGAUCACACAUGCUUCUUUUGAGACUUGAACUCUAUUGUGAUCGUGCUAUGUCCUGUGAUACUUCUUAUUGAUUAUACUAUUGUGAGAUUAAUGAUAACCAUGAGAUUGUGGUGAGUAUA